Molecule: messenger RNA, 2338 nt
Organism: Tripterygium wilfordii
Lineage: Eukaryota; Viridiplantae; Streptophyta; Magnoliopsida; Celastrales; Celastraceae
Product: chitin-inducible gibberellin-responsive protein 1-like
Exons: 2
Coding region: 292-2049 (585 amino acids)
Biological process (GO): regulation of DNA-templated transcription
Cellular component (GO): nucleus
Molecular function (GO): sequence-specific DNA binding; DNA-binding transcription factor activity
Source: RefSeq, a predicted model, not a curated record
CUUCUAUAAAUAGAACCGAAAUCCUGACUGGUUCUUUCGAUCGGAGACCCUCGAAAGACCUCCUUAAGCAAAACAAAAGCAAAAACCAGAGAAACCCAAAUACGAAGUCGGGGUCUGAAAAAGAAGACUUCCGCCAAAAGAAAACAAAUUCCCAGGUUGAUUUUGCUAUCCGUGGUACCAUACGAAUUUCGGUUCUGCAAAGGCAGAUUGUGAACCUGGUGUUGAUUUUGCGGAAAAGGGAGUGAUCAUCCCUUCUUUUCAUCACCAUUGCAAGGCUGAUGCUAGGCUCAUAUGAUGGACUCGCACCAGCAUUUUAGAUAUAGCGUAGCUGGUGUGGGCGUAUCGUACUCCUCAUCUCAUCCUGCUGCCCCUUCAAUUCCUAAUAGGUUCUUUGAUUCCUUAAAGUUUGAGAUAGGGAACUCACCUAAUUCACCUUUUUCAACUCAAUUUGAUUGUGAUACUAUCACUGCUUUGAGCGACAGCCAGGAGCGAAACAGCUCCACGGAGAAUAUCUCAGGGGUUAGUCCUCACAGCUCCUCACUCAACUCUAACGGUUUUUUCCACUGGCCGAGCCCUUCUGUGGAGUGUCGUGGGGACAGUCUACCAUACCUUUUUAGUGGGACCUCAUUUUCACCGGAUACAAGUUCUAGCCGGAACAUAAAACAUGCUUUGCAGGAAUUAGAGACCGCUCUAAUGAGUCCCGAUGAUGAUGAUGAAGUGACAACAUCAAAUACGUCUUUCCAACAAUACAAAGGGGAACAUACAUCAGGUCAGAGAACCAGAGCAUUGAGCCAGGAACGCCAGGUUUCACGUGUGAUUCAACCUCAGACAUCAUUUGUUUCUAGGCAAAGGCAAUCAGAGGAAGGAGCUCGAAUUGAGAAACGUCAAAAGGCAGUACAAGAGACAAGCAUGCACUCCGUUCCACCAGGCAACCUAAAGCAACUGCUGAUAUCAUGUGCGAAAGCGCUCUCUGAUAACAACAUGAGUGAAUUUGAUACGUUGGUUGAAAGGGCAAGACGAGCAGUGUCUAUUACUGGAGAACCGAUUCAGCGUCUUGGUGCUUACAUGGUAGAAGGAUUGGUAGCAAGAAAGGAGAAAUCAGGCACCAACAUCUAUCACACCCUCAGGUGUAGGGAGCCUGAAAGCAAGGACUUGCUUUCCUACAUGCAGAUUCUGUAUGAAAUCUGCCCUUACUUGAAGUUCGGUUACAUGGCAGCCAAUGGAGCCAUUGCUGAAGCAUGUAGAAAUGAGGACCGCAUCCAUAUCAUCGACUUUCAAAUUGCGCAGGGAACCCAGUGGAUGACUCUCCUUCAAGCUCUUGCAGCAAGACCUAGUGGGCCUCCCCAUGUUCGUAUUACAGGAAUUGAUGACCCCGUUUCAAGAUAUGCUCGCGGGGAUGGAUUGGAGGCAGUUGGGAGACGAUUGGCAUUGAUCUCCCAAAAAUUCAAUAUUCCUGUGGAGUUCCAUAGUGUGCCAGUUUUUGCUCCGGACAUCACACGGGACAUGCUUGACGUUAGGCCUGGGGAGGCACUGGCUGUGAACUUCCCCCUGCAGCUCCACCACACUCCUGAUGAGAGUGUAGAUGUGAACAAUCCAAGAGAUGGCCUUCUCAGGAUGGUCAGAUCACUGAACCCUAAAGUAACUACUUUGGUUGAGCAAGAGUCAAACACAAACACAACCCCUUUCCUGACCAGGUUUAAAGAAACACAGGAGUACUAUCUGGCAAUGUUCGAGUCCAUCGAUGUGACACUGCCAAGGGACGGUAAGGAACGUAUCAACGUAGAGCAGCAUUGUUUGGCCAGGGAUAUUGUGAAUGUUAUUUCUUGCGAGGGGAAGGAAAGGGUGGAGCGCCACGAGCUCUUUGGCAAAUGGAAGUCUAGAUUGACAAUGGCUGGGUUCAGGCAGUAUCCGUUGAGCUGGUACGUCAACUCGGUUAUAAGAAGCUUGCUAAGGUUUUACUCAGAACAUUACACACUGGUGGAGAAAGAUGGUGCUAUGCUUUUAGGUUGGAAGGACAGAAUGCUGAUAUCUGCUUCUGCCUGGCGUUAACAACAGAAGAGACAGAGAGGGAGGUAGUCGGUAUCAAUAACUUGUUCGUUUAAUCCACAGGGUUCUUGUUCUUGCAUAACAAAUAUAGGGUAGAUAAGGCAAUGACGAAUGUUAUAUCAAUUGAGUUGGGAUCGGGAAUGGGAGAUGGGAAUGUUGUAUUAGUGUUUUCAAAUUCGAUGGAUAGUGUUCUUGUUAACAUGGUUUUACUGUUCAUAUAUGCCAUUGUUGGCUUACAUAUGCUUCUGCACAGAUAUAUCAAGAAAUGAUGAACAUUUGAUAUGAAUUUAAA